CUCUCAAGACGCAGUCCUUGAGAGCAGACUGAACUGACAUAUGAUCGCAUACGUCGUAUCUCCGAGCUUAAACCCACGAUGGCUGCAUCGUCAGCAUCGCCAGUGUUGCUCCGGAGACCGAACGGCCGCCCAGUGGCCUGCGACAACUGCAGGGCUCGCAAGGUUGCCUGCGACCACCGACAGCCCGUGUGCAGGCGCUGCGAGGACAGAGGCCAGGAGGCCGAGUGCGUUUACACGUCGUCUCUGCCUCGCAAGGGGCCAUUCACCAAUAACAAGCGGGCAACCCCCCGUGAGGCCGGGCCCUCGGCUGGGUUGGCGUCGUCGUCGACGAGCCUGCGUGAGGAUGGUGCCAGGGCUGCGACAGCUCCGAGGGCGGCCGGGACGGGGCCGAUGGCUGCCGAGGAGCACAGGUCGUCACUGCGCCGUGCAGAGGCUCGGCGGCAGGCCAGCGUUGAGAUUCACGACCGCAGAGCCAGGAAAGGAUACUCUUUUGAGUCAUCAUCGUCGUCGUCACCGUUGAACCCUCCCCCACGGCGUCGCGAGGCUGGCGCUUCGACUACGACGACCCCGGGGGCCCAUCUUGCCUCGGAGAGGGCGUCGAGUCCCCUGCACCAGGCGCCGGGAUACCUAGGCUUCACGAGCUACUCGUCCGUCUUUGAGGAGACGAAAAACAGCCUGUCGAUGCUUCAGGGGUUCCACGCCUGGUUGCCGCAGCCGAUCAACGAUGGGCUACGCCAGGGGGUUGCCGACGAGCUCUCGAGAUGUCUCUGCUCGCCGACAAAGGAGAUGUGCCUCGUGGUGCUUCGGGCCAUUCCCGCGCCCAACACGUGCUACAUUGAGCUUGUCCAGGAGUCUCCCUUCUAUCGGGAUGGCUGGCAGAGGGUCAUGGCUCAGCGUGUGCUGGCCGACUUACAUGAAAGGUUUGGGUCAUAUCUGGGGCCGUGCCGGUUGGACUCGCAGCUCGAAGAGAUUGCGCUCUUUUUGAGCGACAACACGACUAGGCCUUUUCAUGAGCUAGAGCCUAAUCCUGAGAAGUGGAUUGGCCAGUUUACGGGAUCGAAUCUGCGAUGGGAGUCUCUCGGAUUCGUCUUCAGCUUCAACGACCUGGUCUUUCCAGAUCACGGCGGGCUGGACAGCAAGUCUGCCCUGAAGGAAUGGGUCGAGAUUUCGCGCGUCUGUCUUGGCCUCUGCAUGGAUCUGAGCAGAAGAUUUGCUUCAGCAAAUGGCCUUUUGGCUCAGCUCUCUCACCGGCGAGCGACGCUCGAGUCGAUGCACGCUGGAGAUGCCAGCUAUUCCACAUGGAGGUGCACAGCAGAGGCCGUCGCCCUGGUGACGUUCCUCGGGAUGCAUGCCGAAUCGAACUCGCCCUCGUACGAACCAACGCUGGCGUCCGAGUCGAGACGGCGCCUCUUCGCACAGCUGUUCGUAGGAGAAAAAGACGGCGUCUUGUUCACGGGGCGGCCGCCUCGACUGUCGCACCGAUAUGCCUUUACGCCGCUUCCCCUGGACCUGAGAGACGAGGAUCUGCUGGCGGGCGGAGAGGCUCUUGAGAGGGCUGUGGCAGGGCUGGAUGAGAACGGAUGGAACACGGGCGGGAAGAUUUACUCUGCGACGGUCACGCGGGCGAGAUGCAUCGUUGCCAUGAUACGGGAUGAGCUGGUUGAGAUUGGCAUUGGCAAGCCGAGGCAAAAGGUUGCCAGCGCUCUGCUCCGAGACCUCAAGGAGCGGCAGCUUGAGGCCGUCAAGGAGUUCCCCCCUUCUCUCGCCUACAACUCCUCUGAGAUCCUCGACCCUGAUUCCAACGUCAAUCUGAUCUUUGCGCGGCUCCUCCUGCAGCUCGAGCAGCUCCAGAACCUGUUCUUCGUCGAGAGGCUGCUUCUGAAGCACGGGGAGCUGGACGAGGGCGCUAUGCUGUUGAUUUCCUUUCAGCUCGUCUCGCUGACGCUGCUGUUUUGGACGCACAAGGAUCGGUUUGCGCCUUUUCGGAACGACUUUGAGUGGCUGGUCAUGGCCUUUGCAACCCCCAGCGGCGGCAUCCUCUGCAUGGAACUCCUCAACCCGACCCUCAAAGGAAGCCACCCCAAGGACCCGUCCAUCACCCGCUCCAACAUCAUCCAGCAGCUGAGCCUGCUCAUCGCCUUCCUCGAGUGGAUCGAUCCGUCGCGGCCAAACGGCGACAUGUGCGUGACGGCGAGCGCGGUCAUGAGGCGCGUGCUCGACCAUGUGCUCAACACGGCCAACCAGGGGCUGAGUUGGCGGGCCGAGGAGCGGGAUGAUGUGCAGCUUGAUUUCAGCUUGGAGCUGUUUGAUACGUUUGAUUGGAUGAGGUAUAUUUAGACAAAUACCAUGAACGCGU
Molecule: messenger RNA, 2356 nt
Organism: Trichoderma reesei QM6a
Lineage: Eukaryota; Fungi; Ascomycota; Sordariomycetes; Hypocreales; Hypocreaceae
Product: N-terminal binuclear Zn cluster-containing/DNA binding domain-containing protein
Exons: 5
Coding region: 79-2337 (752 amino acids)
Biological process (GO): regulation of DNA-templated transcription; DNA-templated transcription
Cellular component (GO): nucleus
Molecular function (GO): DNA-binding transcription factor activity, RNA polymerase II-specific; DNA binding; zinc ion binding
Source: RefSeq, a predicted model, not a curated record